AUGGAAACAAUUACUUCUCGUCCGCUCAUUAAAGCGCAGAAGUUUGUAAGCAAAGAAGAAUUGAUGAAGUUAGUCGACAUCUACAUGGAUAGGACUUUUGACGAGGAUAUGCAAGUUAUCGAAGAUACUGGAGGGAUAAAAGAAUUUGAGAGCUUACUGGGGGUAGAAUUUUCUCAGGGCUUGAAAUCUGAUGAAGAUCCCUCUGAAAGAAUUUCUCACUUUGGGUCAAACAAGAAAACUGAUAAAGAGCCACCAUCUUUCUGGAAAAUGUGUUGGCAAAUUUUUAAGGAUAAAAUAUUAAUAACCCUCUCAGUGCUUGGAUUCAUCAGCCUCGUUAUUGGCGCCACUCUGGCUGAGCAUCCCGAAUAUGGCUGGAUUGAAGGCUUCAGCAUUUUAGUGUCAGUGGUUGUUAUUGUGUUUGUAACAGCAAUAAAUGACUAUCAAAAAGAAAAGAAAUUCUUCGAGCUUCAGAGCAUUCAUAAGGAUAGACAGCAUUUCACCAUACUUCGAGAUGGAAGCUAUAAAACAAUUCAUCCUGAUGAAAUAUUGGUUGGAGACAUUUUGAAAAUAGACCAAGGCUGUAUUAUUCCUGUUGACGGAAUUAUUAUAGCUUCUCAUCACCUUCAGGUCAAUGAAGCUUCUUUAACUGGCGAAAAUGAUAACUUACAUAAAGCUUCCUACGAAAAAUGCAUCAAAAAAAUAGAGGAAUACUUAGAAAACAAUGUCCCAGGGCAAAGCAGUAAGCACGAUAUCCCAUCACCAAUUUGCAUAUCAGGAACUAAUGUCGUAGAAGGAAUAGGUGAAAUGCUAGUCAUUGCUGUUGGUGAAAAUUCAAAAGAAGGAAGGAUUAAAGGACUUAGUAUAGGGGAAGACGAAAAUACUCCGCUUAAGACAAAAAUUGACAAUCUCAUGAAUAAAGUUUCAAACUUAGCAAUAGCAAUUAGCUUUACUUCAGUUUUUAUACUAUAUAUCCGAUUUUUUAUUGAAUUAGGAGUUGGAACAGCAGCAUGGGAUACAGAUGAUGGAAUAAGAACGUUAAUUGGAUUUGUGGUUGAAGGAAUCGUUAUCCUUGUAGUUGCUAUACCUGAAGGGUUGCCUCUUGCUGUCACUCUGACAUUAGCUUAUUCUGUCAAAAAAAUGCAGCAGGAUCACAAUUUAGUAAAGAAAAUCCGGGCUUGCGAAAUCAUGGGAGGGGCUGACACUAUUUGUUCAGAUAAGACAGGAACGUUAACCAAAAACGAAAUGGAAGUCAAAUCCUUCUCAAUUAAUUCUACUAUUUAUGAACGAUCUGAGCUAAAUCAGCUAUUUCAAAAUCAUGAUGACUAUCUAGGCUUUUUUAAAGAUGCAAUAUCACUUACCACGACUGCACGAAUUGAUGAAGAUAAGAGAGAAAUAGGAUCAAAAACUGAACUAGCUAUGAUAAAACUUCUGAAUAGCUUAGGUAUCACAGAUUAUGAAUAUAUCAGAGAUUACUAUAAAGGAAAAAUCAUUGCAAAAAACCCUUUCAGCUCUGUAAGAAAAAGAAGUAGCAUAAUUAUUCAAUAUAAUGAAGAUAUCAAAAGAAUUUACGUUUUGGGAGCUUCUGAAUAUAUUCUUUCAUCGUGUACGCAUACGCUUACGCCUGAAGCAACUAUAAAUAAGAUUAAAAAAAUUCAGAGAACCAAAUCAAAUAAGGAUAUAAACGAAAUGGCCUCAGAAGGGCUAAGAACUAUUGGCCUAGCAUUUAAAGAUUUGAGUGAAAGCGACUUGGACCAGGCAAUUAAUAUCAAAAACUAUCAUGCUUCUCUUGAAGAAACAGAUUUAGUGCUUAUAGGCAUAUUUGGAAUCUAUGAUCCCCCUAGAGACGAAGUGCAAAAAGCUAUUGAAGACUGUAAAGCAGCCAGUAUUAAAGUUCGAAUGGUAACAGGGGACAAUAAGGCCACAGCAUUCUCUAUUGCGAAAUCUAUAGGCAUUGCUAAUAAAAACAGCCUUGUGCUAUCUGGAGAAGAGUUCAGAAAAGAAGUCGAAGGAAUCGUUUGUGAGAAGCACCGUACUGAAAUCUGUGAAUGCCAGAACACCAAAGGAAAUGCUAGAACUGACGUUGUUGGAAAUAUUGAAAGGUUCAAAGAAAUUAUCGAUAACCUAGAUGUCUUAGCAAGGUCUCAGCCAGAAGACAAGUAUAUCCUUGUCACAGGAUUAAAACAAUUAGGCCAUGUUGUAGCUGUAACAGGAGAUGGGACCAAUGAUGCACCUGCGCUAAAAAAAGCAAAUAUAGGGUUUGCAAUGGGAAUUUCUGGAACUGAGAUGGCUCGAGAAGCAGCAGACAUAAUUCUUCUUGACGAUAACUUUAGUUCUAUCGUUAAAGCUGUUCUUUGGGGAAGAAGCAUUUAUGAAAAUAUUCAAAGGUUCCUCCAGUUCCAACUGUCUGUUAACCUAACUGCUGUUACUGUUGCAAUUGUAGGUGUUGUUUCGAUAAAGUCAACAGUUUUGACCGCAGUUCAAUUGCUUUGGGUGAAUUUAAUCAUGAACACAUUUGCUUCCUUAGCUUUAGCAACAGAAUCGCCGUCUGACAGCUUACUUACAAGAAAACCAAAUAGUCCUAAAUCCUCUAUUAUAACAAAGUUGAUGUUAAAGCAUAUUUUUGGUCAAUCAUUUUUGCAAAUUUCGAUUAUUCUCGUUAUGGUGUUUGCUGGGGAAUGGUUUUUACCAGAAUAUGGAAAUACAAGUGAUAUGAGUGUUUUAGUAAACCCAGAUGACUCAAGUAUGGUAAGGUCUGGAAGACCUUAUCACUUGGAUGGCUCAAAAGACUAUAUUGAUUUCUAUGAUGACCCAGAUUAUGGUCCUAGUCGGCAUUUUACUUAUAUAUUUAACAUUUUUGUGCUGUUCCAGCUGUUUAAUGAAAUCAACUCAAGAAAAAUAAGAGACGAAUGGUGGAUCUUUUCGAAUAUAAAAAAGAGCAAUUUUUUUAUCCCAAUAUGGCUAUUCACAUUUAUUGUUCAAGUUAUAAUGGUGGAAUUUGGAAGCAUUGCUAUGAGCUGCCAUCAAGAAGGUUUAACUGUUGAGCAAUGGUUUAUUUGUGUUGCAUGGGCUUCCUCUACUCUUGCUUGGAGAUUUGUUUUGUUGCUUAUUCCUCCUUACAAAGUAAAUGAUCAAGUGAACGAAGAAAGUAACUGAGACUCAUGAUUUCACUGAUCUUCUUGAGUAAUAACUAAAAGUUGAAAAAAAUUAAGAGUAUUUAAAUUAAUUCCAUAA
Blepharisma stoltei is the source of this 3231-nucleotide messenger RNA. The record is from the annotation of a GenBank genome assembly. Lineage: Eukaryota; Ciliophora; Heterotrichea; Heterotrichida; Blepharismidae.